CAGUUCAGCAGUGAGCAUUUGUCAAAACACAUUGUUUCGCAUAAUAUUGCCUUGACCGGAUAUCAUAACUUCUUGAUAACUUGCUUCUCCAAAAAAUGAAGACUGCUGCCAUUCUCCUCGCCACUGUUUCCGGUGUCUCUGCCUUCACUCAAGCAGUUUCUCAAAACCGAGUUGCUACCGCAUUGUCGGCCGAGCCGGUCCCUCUCGCCAAUGGCGCCAUGUCAUUCAACCGUGUCUGCCGCGAAUGGCGAUGCAAAUACGAAGGUGAUAAGGCUACAUCCGCAAGUUUGGAGGCCAUCGCCAAGGUUGUUGACGAAAGCCUCCCUGAAAUCAAGAAAGCCUCGAGCGAGAUCACCGUUAACCGAUUGGUAUGCGGAGGGUGCCUUGAUUUCAAGUUGAUGAUGACCGUUCCUCUCGAAGAUUUCGGACCCUGGGAAGAAGCUGGAUUCCCUCCUGAGAGUGACUUCCUCGCAAAGAUUAAGGCUAUCGAAGGAGUUUCCGUAGUUGAGACUCAAACCAUCACCAACAUGGAAAUCUAAGAAUCGGCAAGAAAAUCAUAACUGAAAU
Messenger RNA from Pseudo-nitzschia multistriata, 567 nucleotides. The record is from the annotation of a GenBank genome assembly. NCBI's taxonomy places the organism in Eukaryota, Bacillariophyta, Bacillariophyceae, Bacillariales, Bacillariaceae.